GUGGUGGGCUGCUCGGGCCUCUUAUUUGCGAGUUGCCGAGAAAUUCUCCUAUUGCACUUGCUCGUCUUCUUUAAUUUUUCCUUGCCUUCAAACCGAUUGCUCUUCUCCUCUAAUUUUCCCUUGCCUCCAAACCGAGCGCGCAGGCGCAGCAGAGUGUGCGAGCUUUCUUCUCUACCGUUGCUCGUCUAUUUCUUUUAAAUACUCCAUUUAUUUGAAGAGUUUUUUGUGUGCAUUAUAAUUCCAACAGCUCCUAAAUCCUCCCUCGGCGCUUUUGUCAAACAUUUGGUGGGCGCCAUUAUUUUAAAAGCUUGGAGUCGCAACAAGUACUGGGACAAUUUAAAUCGGUAUUAGCCUUCCAAUUUUCUACCAAAACACAAGCCUCGAUGUCUCGCCUCCGCCGGCUCGGCUCACAGCCAUCUCUCCUCCUCCACACGUUCGCCGCCGCCAGGCCUUCCAUCAUUUUCGACCCGGAUAUCCAGUUCCGAAUUUCAUCCAUCAUCUCCCGCCAGAAGUGGUCGGAGCUCAGACCCAUCAUUCAAUCUGAAUCCUCCACCCCGGCUGAUUUUCUUCGCCAGCUCUUCCAAUUCGACAAUUUCAACUCCGACCUCAUUAUAUCCUUCUUCAAAUGGUCGCAGCAGAGAUGCAAUGCCGUCUACUCUAUUGAGGACUACGUAAGACUCUUUAUCUUGCUAGCGAAUGAGAAGAAGUACCCCAAGCUUCGAUCUUUACUGCACACGUUUCCGAAACAAGCAGAGCCCGUUUCAAUUUCCACGUUUUGUCACUCCCUUUUGACUGUUAGCGACAAUGUGUGCGCGAAUAGUGUUGUAUUUGAUAUGUUCAUUUCGACUCUUGUGAGCAAUGGGAAGGUUGAUUUAGCAUUUGAGGGUUUCAUGCGGGCUGGGGAUUACGGGUUUAAGUUGUCGGCGCGUUCGUGUAAUUCGAUGUUGGCUGCGCUGGUGAAAGAUGGUAGGACUGGGAAUGUGGAGUUUGCGUAUAAGGAGAUGGUUAGGAGGAGGACUGGGAUGGAUUUGAUCACGUUUAACACGGUGGUUAGUGGGCUCUGCAAGGCCGGAAAGUUGAACAAGGCAAGUGACGUCGUGGAGGAUAUGAGCGUUCGUGGGGUGACACCGAAUGUGGUUACUUAUAACACUUUGAUUGAUGGCUAUUGCAAGAGGGGUGGUGAGGGGAGAAUGUACAAAGCUGAUGCACUGUUGAAAAAGAUGGUGGAGAAAGGGAUUUCUCCAAGUGUAAUUACGUAUAAUAUACUAAUUGAUGGAUUUUGCAAAGAUGAUAAUGUGGGUGCAGGUAUAAGGAUUCUCAAGGAAAUGAAAGAGCAGGGUCUGAGACCAGGUGUGAUCACGUAUAACUCCUUGAUUAAUGGACUCUGUGCUGAUGGAAAAGUUGAUGAGGCAAUGAGUUUGAGGGAUGAGAUGCUGGCAAUAGGUUUGGAGCCAAACAUUGUUACUCAUUCCAUAUUUAUCAAUGGGUAUUCGAAGAAGAGUAUGUUGAAGGAAGCCAGGGAGUUGUUUGAUAAUAUCAUGAGCGAAGGGAUACCGUUGAAUGUAUUGACUUUCAAUACUUUGAUAAAUGCGUAUUGUAGAGAGGGUGAAUUGGAAGAAGCAUUAGCUAUAUUCAAUCUUAUGUUGGACAACAAGGUUUCUCCCAAUGUUUCAACGUACAAUUGCUUGAUCGGUGCUUAUUAUCGUGAUGGAGACAUGGAAGCAGUGCGUAAGCUUCUCAGUGAGAUGGAAGAGAAGGGCUUGAAAUCUGAUGUAGUUACCUACAAUGUUAGGAUAGAUGCAAUGUGCAAAAGUGGUGAAACUAGGAAGGCGGUUAGGUUACUUGAUGAAAUGUCUAAAAUGGGAUUGAAUCCGAGUCAUGUUACAUACAAUACUCUGAUGGCUGGUUACUGCAAGCAGGGAAACCUGAAGGCAGCUUUGACCGUGAAGAAAAGAAUGGAGAAAGAAGGGAAGCGGCCAAAUGUUGUGACAUUUAAUGUGCUGAUUAAGGCUUUUUCUGAAAGUGGAAAGCUGGAAGAGGCGAAUAGAUUUCUUAAUGAGAUGUUGGAGAAAGGAUUGGUACCUAACCGGAUAACCUAUGAUCUCAUUAAGGAAGAAAUGAUGGAAAAGGGAUUUGUUCCAGACAUAGAUGGUCAUCUUUAUAGUGAUUUGGGUAAAUCUUAGCUGGAGAUUCAACUGGAACCCAUUGAGGAUCCAAAACUAUAAGCAGCUUUAGUAGGGACUCGUAAUACAGGCCUCUCAUGCUGGUGCUUUCUUAAUUCAAUGUGAGAAAGCUGAGGGUUGAUAUGGAUAAGGAUAUAUAUGAUUUCAAAGAAAAAGAUUUCUUCAAGCACCUUCAUGAAGUCGACACUAUGAUAUCUUCUACUUGUGUUAAGCUAUAAUGAAUUUAGAUCUGUAUAAUUGAUGGUUUGGAUAAAUCAAGAUUGAUGGUAUAGAUUAUAAGCAUUUGAUUGCACUUGCUAAUUCUUUCUCCUUCACCUAUCCAUCCGAGAUUAAGGCUUUGACUUGGUCAUCGUUCGUGGAGAGCACAAUGAUUGUGAAUGUUACUAAUGAGGAGUCUUUCUUGAGCAUUACUUCGGAGAACCGCCCUUGUUGAGCCAACAAAGAAAGCCAACAGGUGUGUUCAUCAACAUCGACAAUAGUAGAUUCAAGCAAAUAGACCACAGAAUGUAUUGUCCGAGGGGAAGAAAGCUACCUCAUAUUGUGGGAUAAUUUACGGUCACAUUUAUUAUGAGCAAGUUCUAUUUGGCAUCUAAUAAUAUCUUGGUUAAUUUGUGAUGUAAUAAUCUAAUGUUUCUUGUCAUUUUGGAAUGGAGGUAGUUUACUUUGAUGGAUAGAUAGAAAUUGUUCGACAAUUUGAUUGAGGCUACAAUGUUCGAUGUUAAAUCUACUAAUCUAUGUUUUGAACAAA
Salvia miltiorrhiza (redroot sage) is the source of this 2931-nucleotide messenger RNA. Its product is annotated as pentatricopeptide repeat-containing protein At1g09820. The transcript has 3 exons. Gene Ontology annotation, molecular function: protein binding. Lineage: Eukaryota; Viridiplantae; Streptophyta; Magnoliopsida; Lamiales; Lamiaceae. The coding region runs from base 384 to 2183 and encodes 599 amino acids. The record is from RefSeq and is a predicted model, not a curated record.